AUGACAAAGUUCCCUUCAUUCCUUAGUGGAAUGUUUCCUGCGAGCUCCAGUUCCCCUCGCACAGGUAAGCGGAGCCCCAACUCCACGGCAGUGCGUACUCCAGGUGUGCCUUCUCCACGGCCAAGUACAACAACACCGGCUCCUGCAGCACCUCCAGCAUGGCGAUCACAGGACCUGGGCGGGCAGGUAGUCACGAAGGAGGUUCUUCAGGAGUCCGUCGAUGCUGUCACAGCCGGCGUUCAAGCUUGGGAUCCAGAAGAGUAUAUUUUGAACUCGCUUUUGCAGGAAGCAGUGCGAAACCAUGGACGUGUAGACUUAAUGCAGAAGAAGAGCGGGGAGAAGUUCGCCGUGAAAAGGAUGCCAAACAGGUGGGUUCGUGAAGGACCUACGGAAUUUAAUGAGCAGUACCCGACCGCCUCAGAACGACCUUGGGUAGAUAUCGGCCUGGUGAGGCAUUUGAACUCCAUCCGAUACCCAUAUGUUUGCGAGCUCAUCGGUGUCUUUCGUGACGAUGAGAACACGUACGUGACGGUUUCGUUGGCUACGCAAGGGGAUCUCUUCACCUGGUGUGAUCGAGACCCGCGCCCAGGACCUUCGCGAGAGGCCGUCAUGCUGCCCAUCGUCGGGCAAAUCUUCACGGCAGUCAGGUGGCUUCAUGAUUUGGGCGUUGCACACAGAGACCUGUCGCUGGAGAACAUUCUCUUGACUGAUGUAGAAGGCUCGCAGCAGGUGAAGCUCAUCGAUUUUGGAAUGUCCACCACGAAUAGGGUAUGCAAGAAGGAGGUCCGCGGCAAGCAGUCCUACCAGGCUCCGGAGAUGCACGCCGCUGCCGAAUACGAUGCCUAUUUGGCGGAUGAGUUUGCAUUGGGCGUUGUUCUGUUUGCCAUGGCAGUUCAGGAUUAUCCGUGGACAUCGACCAAGAAGAAUUCAUGCCAGCUCUUCGAGUAUAUCUCAACGUUUGGCUUGAUGAAGUUCUUGAAGAAAAGGAAGCUGCGCAAGGGCACGGAGCACCUCUCGGAGGUCUUAAGCGCUGAGCUCGCCCAGCUGAUCGACGCUAUGCUGCAGCUUGAGCCUGGCAACCGUCUUUGCCUUGGCGAAUCCUGCUUCAGCGGCGAGGCCCGAGGCACCGUGUGGGACGAAGCGUGGAUACAACCUUUCCAAGGAGGAAGGUAA
Molecule: messenger RNA, 1173 nt
Organism: Symbiodinium natans
Lineage: Eukaryota; Dinophyceae; Suessiales; Symbiodiniaceae
Source: the annotation of a GenBank genome assembly